Trichoderma virens Gv29-8 is the source of this 1512-nucleotide messenger RNA. RefSeq lists its product as uncharacterized. Gene Ontology annotation, molecular function: zinc ion binding; DNA-binding transcription factor activity, RNA polymerase II-specific; RNA polymerase II cis-regulatory region sequence-specific DNA binding. The record is from RefSeq and is a predicted model, not a curated record. Gene Ontology annotation, cellular component: nucleus. The transcript has 3 exons. Gene Ontology annotation, biological process: DNA-templated transcription; positive regulation of transcription from RNA polymerase II promoter by galactose. The annotation marks the transcript as partial. NCBI's taxonomy places the organism in Eukaryota, Fungi, Ascomycota, Sordariomycetes, Hypocreales, Hypocreaceae.
GGCACGUUUGCUGGGGAGGUUAAAGCUGCUAUUGAUGCCAAAUUUGGCGGAGUUUCUAGUGGAUCAUCAAUUACGAUGCCGAUGUCAGAUGCUCCGCUAUUCGAGCUGCGAUUGUCCAGUCGACGACCAGGCGAUGAGCACGGAGACAAGGUUCUGCCACCACGUCGACAGGCAGACCAGCUACUAAAUACAUUCUGGCGGUGUGUACAUCCUGUCGACUACUUCCUCGAUGAGAAGCGAUUCGGUCAGUUGUAUGAACUGCUGUUUGCGGGAAUGCAUCUCGAAAUAGAGGAACGAGUUUUUAUUGCCACACUAAAUAUCGUCUUCGCUUUUGCUACCCAAGUUCAGGAGUCUGUUGGAGUCGCAGAAAGGAACGAGGUAGCGAACACUUAUUUUCAGAGAGCCUGGAAUUUACUACGUCCUGAAACCAUUUUAUGGGAACCACCAUCGCUAGAGGUUGUGGAAUGCCUUUUACUAAUGAGUCGAUACCUCCAGUGCACGAACAACUCUCAUCAAUCAUGGAUGGCAGUGGGAUCAGCGAUACGAAUGGCGCAGAGUCUUGGAAUUCACCUCCCCAAAACUCCGGAGACUGGUAUGUCGAGCGACCAGGCUCAUUGGCGGCACCAUCUAUGGAACUGCUGUGUAUUUGCUGACAUGUCUGUCUCGUGGGUUCAAGGUCGUACGGCGAUGACGUCGCUAGUAAGCCAAUAUUCCACAAGCAGGAGCUCUCAUUUUCGAGAUGGCUUGAUCGAAACGCUAGAGCUUUAUGAGAUUAUUCGUCACAGUAUUAUGGCACAAACCUCUGUUGGUGGUGGUCUGGCUGAGAGAUUUGGCCUGCACGGGUCAAAUUACAGGAAAGAGACCUAUUGUAACUUGGUUCUGCAACAUGAGGCUUGCCUGAACCAAUGGGAAAAAGUGAGGCUCAAAGAGAUACCAGACAAAGACGGCGGUAAUGAUGAUGCGAAGAUGCAGAAGCUUAGUCUCCAAUUUCGGUUAUUACAUGCUCGAAUCUUGUUAUUCAGACCGAUGGUCGCCCGCUGCUGCUUCAUGCAGAAUAAUGCGCUUGUCACUGCUGAUGCUCAUUUUGAUUCAUCCUAUAAGGGCCACAUGAUACAGUAUGGCGCCUUUCAAUGCAUUUGGAAUGCUCAAAAGAUGAUAUCAUUGCUCGACAAGAAUUCCAAUGUCAAUGAAUCUAUCCACAUUCUGCCUUGGUGGUAUCGUACUUUCUACCUCCAUGUGGCAGGAACUAUACUUCUCGCAGCGAUGCAAUCCAAUAAUCUUUUCACGGAGGCGGUAUCAGACAGCUGGCAACAGACUCUCUCAGUUAUCAAGAGACAUGAGCAUCUCAGUUCUUAUAUACCGCAUUGUGCGUCACUGUUCCAAUCUUUGUCUAGAAAAGCCUCGCAGAUGCGCCAUCCGCUAGAAGCUACUGAUUUGUUGGAAGAUUUAUCAGAUGCACAAUUUCAUGAUACAUUUUUAGAGUUUGGUUUUCACAACGAUAGCUUUCUCUUU